Anguilla anguilla (European eel) is the source of this 3355-nucleotide messenger RNA. Its product is annotated as POU domain, class 3, transcription factor 3-B-like. The record is from RefSeq and is a predicted model, not a curated record. Bases 703 to 2040 code for a protein of 445 amino acids. NCBI's taxonomy places the organism in Eukaryota, Metazoa, Chordata, Actinopteri, Anguilliformes, Anguillidae. Gene Ontology annotation, biological process: regulation of transcription by RNA polymerase II; brain development. Gene Ontology annotation, cellular component: nucleus. Gene Ontology annotation, molecular function: DNA-binding transcription factor activity, RNA polymerase II-specific; RNA polymerase II cis-regulatory region sequence-specific DNA binding. The transcript has 2 exons.
AGGGAUAGAGAGAAAGAGAUAGAGAGAGCUUGCAACCACCACGGUGCACUGUAAUACAGGGUCGUACUUCAACUGGAGUUAGAGGUUUUGCAGGUUUAAGACCAUAAAACAGAACAAAGAGAAUCCGUUUAUAGCAGUAUAAAAGAAACGACAAAAGCAAACUAUUCCAAGGCAAACCUUCGUCUAAAUUACCGGAGGUGAGGAUCUCUCGUGGAUAUUUUUUUUCACCACGGCAAGGAAUUUCAAAAAGGAUUUUAUUUUUCGUGGACAAAAUGCAAAGAGGCGCAUAGCCGCCAGAAGUUUUCGGGGAAGGGAAACUUUCUGAUUUCGUUUUUCGUCUUUUUUCUUUCCCCCCCCACAAUGGACUGCACGGGGUUUCACAUUACUUUUAUGUGCUGACUUUUAAAAGCUCAAUCGUUUUAAUGGUUUAUUUUUGCUACCUUCAUACGCAUAUUGUUGUGAAGAAGAGGCUAUAUAUGAAUAUUGUACUUUCACGAAUAUUGGAUUUUGACGGAUUCUGUAUCCCCUUCUCCUACUUUUGUCAUUUACCGGAUGCCGUUCGAUGGUAUAAACCGACCACGGCUCUGACUUUUGAAGUUUGAAUAAUUCAUGGAAUAGAUUUUUCCUGCCUGAGGGACACCAAAGUAAUAUAAAAAGCGGGAGGGGGGUUAAUCAACGAUCACAUUCUUAAGGGUUAACGGAAUGGCCACGGCGGCUUCCAAUCCCUAUCUACCCAGCAGCAGCAUCCUCUCGUCGGGCUCAAUCGUGCAUUCGGACUCGGGAGGCGGUGGUAUGCAGCCGGGCAGCGUCGCCGUCACCUCGGUGUCCGGCGGGUACAGGGGAGACCCCACCGUAAAGAUGGUGCAGAGCGACUUUAUGCAAGGAGCCAUGGCGGCGAGCAACGGGAGCCACAUGCUGAGCCAUGCCCAUCAGUGGGUGACGUCCCUGCCCCACGCCGCCGCCGCCGCGGCUGCAGCCGCCGUGGCGGCGGCGGAAGCCGGCUCGCCUUGGUCGUCCAGUCCCGUCGGAAUGACGGGCAGCCCCCAACAGCAGGACGUCAAAGGCAAUUCGGCCAGGGAUGAUCUACACACGGGUACUGCGCUGCACCACAGGUCACCGCAUCUGGGAUCUCACCAGACUCACCCGGGGACUUGGGGCGGCACCACGGCAGCGCACAUGUCCUCCUUAGCGGGGGGACAGCAGCAGCAGCAGUCGCUGAUUUACUCGCAGCCGGGCGGAUUCACGGUCAACGGGAUGCUGAGUCCCCCGGGGAAUCAGAGCUUGGUGCACCCGAGUUUGGUGCGGGGGGACACGCCGGAACUGGACCACGGGAGCCAUCACCACCACCAUCACCACCAGCAUCAGCACCACCAGCAGCCGCACCACGGCGGAGUAGGCAGCCACGACCCGCACUCAGACGAGGACACGCCGACUUCCGACGAUCUGGAGCAGUUCGCCAAACAGUUCAAGCAGCGACGGAUCAAACUGGGCUUCACGCAGGCGGACGUCGGCCUGGCUUUGGGGACCCUGUACGGGAACGUAUUUUCUCAGACCACGAUAUGCAGAUUUGAGGCGCUUCAGCUCAGCUUCAAAAACAUGUGCAAGCUGAAGCCGUUGUUAAACAAAUGGCUGGAGGAGGCUGACUCGUCCACCGGGAGUCCCACUAGCAUCGACAAGAUAGCAGCACAAGGCAGGAAACGAAAGAAGCGGACCUCCAUCGAAGUGAGCGUUAAGGGGGCUUUGGAGAGCCAUUUCUUGAAAUGUCCAAAGCCCGCGGCCCAGGAGAUCUUGUCAUUAGCGGACAGUUUGCAGCUGGAGAAAGAGGUGGUCCGCGUCUGGUUUUGCAACCGGAGGCAGAAAGAGAAAAGAAUGACGCCGCCCGGGUUGCCGCAGACGCCGGAGGAUGUGUACUCUCAGGUCGGCAACGGACAAUUUUUAGUAGAUUACAUAAAAGAUGCAAGUUUAACUGGGCCCAGUGAACCAAGCGACCAGAGGGUGACGUCUACAAGUUCGUUCCAUCAGGUAAUUUUGGCGCACUAAACAGCAUCAACACGAAAACAAAAGCAAGUGUAAAAAAUAUCCGUAUCCUUAUAUUUCUUUCCUGUGCUGAUUAUUCAUUAUAUUUUUUUGGUGUCGCGAUAAUAAAAAAAGGACCUGGCAUUUUUUCAAUGAACAAAAAUGGACUACCCAAAGAUAAGAAAGUAAAAAAAAUAAAUAAAUAAAAAAAGUGACAACAAGAGGAGAAGAAUCGGUGAAGCUUCGAACACAUUUUACGAGGAUUGCAUGGCUCGAUAUUUUUUAAGAAAAGGAAUUGAGGUUCUUCUUUGCGCCCACCUCGCAAACCUUCGCGGGACUAUUUUGCCCUUCUCUACCGCCCCACCCCCAACCCCUCUCGCCAGUGUCCCCGUCACCAGAGUAUAGAUCUCAAAGAUCUUAUUUUUUUCUAUUUUGUGGACAAACCCCUUUCAGUGGAUUUUAAAAAAAGAAAGCUUACAUUUAAACGACUGUCUGAAGCUGCACUUACCUGAAAUUCUUCUCUUUCAAAAUCCAUUGCCAAGAUUGACUGCACGGGUGUGUGGAUGUUACAAUGAUACUGCCAUUUCCAAGCAGUUCUUUUGGUAGGUUUUAAUAAACAAACUCUGUAAAGCCAGAAAUAUAGAUUAAUCAGAUCAGAUUCUGAUCUGAGUUAUGGUACUUUAUAUUUUUCAUCAAAAUGACUUGUUUUAAUAUUUUAUUCUGAGUAACUAUGGACUGUUGCAAACGGUAAUUUAUUUUUCCCCAGAAACUUCCUAUAAGAUGAUUUUCUUAUAGUUUUCGCUGUUAUCCUAAUUGGUUUUGCUUAUUUUUUUUGCAUUGUAAUUGUUUUCAAUGGAGCACAACUCAACAUGAGCUGACACGAACAGUUGUUAGAUAAUAAGGGUAGCUAUAUUUUGAUGUGAUAAUUUGGUUGUAAUUUAAUUUCAGUAGUGAUUCCGUCAGAUAUGAUUGAGAACAAUAAAUUUGUUAGAAUGAAAUAACUUGCUUGUCUGUUUUGCACAUGAUAGCUCAGAUUUAUCAAAUUAAUUUGCAUUGAGUAAUAGGCCUAUGUUAAAUACAGUUUCCACUUUUUUUUUGCUGUGACGAAAGCUUGUGUUUGCCGUGAAUGCGUGUUAUACGAUUUAUCUGAAAUAAGCCAUUGUUGUGUGCUGUGGGUUUUGUAAAUACUGUGCAAGCGAGGUAUCGCUUUUGGAGAAAUUGCACGUGGAGGUUGGGUUCUUCUUGACCCCGCGUGACCUUUUUGUUUGGCGAGUAAAAUGUGCGCCAUGUGCACUACGUGCCUAAAAUCAGCCCAAAUAAAGCCAGUUUUUAAAUCCUC